GUAACAUUUCACCGACUUGUUUCUUCCACUGUUACAUACAACGGCAGAGGGAUCUGAGAGACACAAAUAAAGAGCUACUAUUUCUCCAUUGCGAUCCAUAUCAUCAUCACACACCCACAUAACAAAACUUCCCUUUUUCUUUUUUUUCUUCCCGCAAAUCUGAUCGCAUAACCUAAUUCAUCCUUCUUUCCCAACAAAUCUAAAGACUUAACCGAACCAAAACCCACCCCCUUUUGAAAUUCGAGUCCGUGAAUAAAGCUCAAAACUCAACACCCAUCACUCUCAAAACCAUUUCCUUACUUAACACCCGUGAUCUCACCCUCAAUCAUUCUCUCUCAUUCCACAAAAAAACAAAUCAAACCAAAAUUAACUGCCUUUGAUUUGUUUGCUUUGCUUUACCAGUGCCAAUCCAAUUCUGCCCCAUUAAUCACUCAUAAAUAGUGUCUAAUUACUCACUCACCAAUUCUUCUAUAAAUUCAGACCACAACAAUGACAUUCCACAAAUCCACUAAAUCCCAUUCUUCUUUCUCUUCUUUCUCUCUCUACAAAUCUACUUUCUUUCUCAUCUCCAUGGCUUCCCUUCUCUUUCUCUCCAUCAUCUCCCUCUCCCUCUUCUUCUCUCUUUCUCACUCCUCUCACCACCGCGGCCAUUCCCCGCCGGCGCGUGUUCCCCACGUGCCUCCGUCUGCGAACCCCUCCACGGCGUCGUCUGCCGUCAUGCACGUCUGCAAGGCCACGCGCUUCCCGGACGUGUGCGAGGGCUCGCUCGCCCGCGUUUCGCCGGACGCCUCACCGGCGCAGGUGAUCGCGGCGGCGAUCGGCGUCUCGUCGGAGAAUCUCCGGACGGCCCAGUCGAUGGUGAGGGCCAUCCUGGACUCGUCCUCGGGUAAUCCGAACCGCUCCAUCGCCGCGGCCAACUGCGUGGAGGUCCUCCGCAACUCGGAGUACCGCAUUUCGGCGGCGAGUGAGGCGCUGCCACGUGGGAGGAACAAGGACGCCCGGGCGUGGAUGAGCGCCGCCCUGCUCUACCAGUACGACUGCUGGUCGGCCCUCAAGUACGCCAACGACACGCAGUUGGUGAACCAAACGAUGUCGCUUCUCGACACCGUCCUCAUCAGGCUCUCCAGCAACGCGCUCAGCAUGAUGGCGUCGUACGACAACUUCGGGAACGAAACGGCGUCGUGGGGCCCGCCGAGGACAGAGAGGGAUGGCUUCUGGGAGAAGGGAUCGGGUUCCGGCUCGGGUUUGGGAUCGCAAGGCGGGUUUCCGUCGAAGUUAACGGCGGACGUGACGGUGUGCAAGGGCGGAGGAGGGUGUGAUUACGAGAAGGUGCAAGACGCCGUGAACGCAGCACCAAACGGCGUCGUUGGAGGGAAGAGAUUUGUUAUACGCGUAAAGGAAGGGGUAUACGAGGAGACGGUGAGGAUUGGGAUUGAGAAGAAGAACGUUGUGUUGUUGGGAGAUGGAAUGGGUAAAACCGUCAUUACGGGGUCCUUGAAUGUGGGCCAGCCCGGGAUUUCAACUUACAACACUGCCACUGUCGGAGUUCUUGGGGAUGGAUUCAUGGCUAAUGGUCUCACAAUCCAGAACACGGCGGGUCCUGAUGCACACCAAGCCGUCGCAUUCAGAUCGGAUAGUGAUCUCUCCAUCAUCGAGAACUGCGAAUUCAUCGGCAAUCAGGACACUCUCUACGCUCACUCCCUCCGCCAGUUCUACAAAUCAUGCCGCAUCCAAGGCAACGUCGACUUCAUUUUCGGAAACUCUGCCUCCAUCUUCCAGGACUGCGAGAUAUUAAUCCGACCCCGCCAACUCAAGCCCGAGAAAGGCGAGAAUAAUGCUGUCACGGCCCAUGGAAGGACAGACCCUGCGCAGUCGACGGGUUUUGUCUUCCAGAACUGCCUAAUCAACGGCACGGAUGAGUACAUGAAGCUGUAUCUUAGCAAGCCUCAAGUGCACAAAAACUUCUUGGGAAGACCCUGGAAAGAGUAUUCGAGAACGGUAUUCAUACAUUGUAACUUGGAAGCCCUCAUCACGCCCCAAGGGUGGAUGCCCUGGAGCCAGGAUUUCGCGUUGAAGACACUGUUUUACGGGGAAUUCGAGAACUCCGGGGCAGGGUCGGACGUGUCUCGGAGAAUGACAUGGAGUAGUCAAAUUCCUGCGGAGCAUGUCUAUGCAUAUUCAGUCGAGAGCUUCAUUCAAGGAGAUGAGUGGAUUCCGACAAAUGAACCUCCAGCCACAACAUCACAUCCACGUAAAAUGGUCCACAGACAUUAGUACAAGGUAGGGAAUAUCACAUCCCUUUUAUAAUAACAAACCAGAAACUAUGUCAAGAUUGAUCUUGCUAAGAAUGUUGAUGUACAUUCAGUUCAAGGAAAUCAUGACUAAUAGUGUCUCUACAUCUCCACCCACCAUUAUGAUGCUUAUUGUACGCAUAUAAUGGGGACUUGAAAAUUGAAAUGCCUUCGUAGAAGCGAACCAAAUUGUAACCAGUUUAGGGAGUUGGUGAAGUUCUAGAAGAAUUUGGUUGUAAAUUUUGGUCUACUAGAGGUUUAUGGGAAAUAGAAACCUUUUUUUUUCCUCUCCUUUAUGGGUGAAAUUUCAUGGGAACCAAUGAUCAUAACAUAUUUGUUUAAUUUCCUUUUUUUUUUUCA
Morus notabilis is the source of this 2651-nucleotide messenger RNA. RefSeq names its product probable pectinesterase/pectinesterase inhibitor 51. Bases 490 to 2274 code for a protein of 594 amino acids. Gene Ontology annotation, molecular function: pectinesterase activity; pectinesterase inhibitor activity. Lineage: Eukaryota; Viridiplantae; Streptophyta; Magnoliopsida; Rosales; Moraceae. The record is from RefSeq and is a predicted model, not a curated record. The transcript has 2 exons. Gene Ontology annotation, biological process: cell wall modification.